Arabidopsis arenosa is the source of this 1644-nucleotide messenger RNA. The record is from the annotation of a GenBank genome assembly. Lineage: Eukaryota; Viridiplantae; Streptophyta; Magnoliopsida; Brassicales; Brassicaceae.
ACCACUGCUUUAGUCGUCUCCACAUGGCGACUGAAACCCUAGAAUUGAAAACACCACACUUAGCUGAUACAGUUGCUGUUACCGAGAAGGAUACAGAGAAGAAGGAAGCUCCAGUAAGUGAAGACGCAGAUAAUAAGAAGAAGGAUGAAGUAGAGAAAGAUGAGGCCAUGAAAGAGAAAGGAGAAGAAAAUGAUGGAGAAAGAGUUAAAUCGCCGGUGACUCCAGUCAGUGAGAGACCUAUAAGGGAGAGAAAGAGGACUGGCCGUUACAUUAUAGACACUCCUUCUCCAUCCUCUGUGAACAAGCCUGUGUCAAUUGAGCAGGGUCGUGGAACACGGCUUAGGGAAAUUCCAAAUGUGGCUUAUAAACUGUCCAAGAGAAAACCUGACGACAACCUCUUCUUACUUCACACCAUUCUUUACGGCAAAAAAGGAAAGGCACAGAUGCUGAAGAAAAACAUUGGUCAGUUUUCGGGUUUUGUUUGGUCAGAGCAAGAGGAGGAGAAGCAAAGAGCAAAAGCAAAGGAGAAGCUUGAGAAAUGUAUCAAAGAAAAGUUGAUUGAUUUCUGUGAUGUGCUUGAUAUACCAAUAAACAAAAGUACUGUGAAAAAGGAAGAACUGGCUGUAAGAGUGCUUGAAUUUUUGGUAUGUCCCAAAGCAACAAGGGAUAUUCUACUUGCCGAUAGUGAAAAGGAAACUAAAAAGCGCAAGAAGAGCACACCAAAGAACGUGACCUCUGGAGAAUCAUCAGAUCUCCCUGCCAAGAGGGGAAGGCAGGCGCAGAAUUCUGGAAAGAAACAAGAACAGCCAACUGAGACUGCUGGAAACGGUGAGGCUGAUGUUGGUUCCGAAGGAACAAAUGACUCUCAUGGAGAAGAUGAUGUAGCUCCAGAGGAAGAAAACAACAAAAAUGAAGAUACCGAAACUGAAGAUGAGAAAGAUAAAGCCAAGGAGAAGACUAAGUCAACCGAUAAGAAAAGCUUGUCAAAAAGGACUAAGAAGGAGAAACCAGCAGCUGAAGAGGAGAAAUCUAUUAAAGGUUCUGCAAAAUCUAGUCGAAAGUCCUCCAGACAAAUCGAUAAAUCAACUUCAUCAUCAAGCAAGAAGCAAAAGGUUGAUAAAGACGAUUCCUCUAAAGAGAAAGGCAAGACACAGACAAGUAAACCACAUGCAAAGGGAUCCAAAGAUCAAGGAAAAUCCCGUAAGAAAGGUAAAAAAGAACCCACAAAAAAAGAACUGCAUGUGGUGGUGGCCAAAAUUCUGAAGGAAGUAGACUUCAAUACGGCAACUCUAUCUGAUAUUUUGCGGAAGCUUGGGAGCCAUUUUGGAGUUGAUCUUAUGCAUAGAAAAGCAGAGGUGAAGGAUAUCAUUACAGAUGCCAUUAACGAAAUGAGUGAUGAUGAUGAGAAUGGGGAAAACACAGAGGAUGAAGGUGAGAAAGAGAGAAAGGACUAGUUUUAUCUUUCUUCUCUUUUCUGCAAUAAGAAAAAACAUAACCCGAACAGACGGUUUAACUUAACCUUGAUGUGUGAAUCGAAUCAUAGGAGUGAUUUACACUUUUAGAGAAUGGGAUUUGUUUGUAUGUUGGUGUAUUGUGUAAUCUGUUAGGCUCAUCUAGUAUCAGGUUCGUGCCUCUUGUAGUCUU